Molecule: messenger RNA, 2051 nt
Organism: Ostrea edulis (European flat oyster)
Lineage: Eukaryota; Metazoa; Mollusca; Bivalvia; Ostreida; Ostreidae
Product: A disintegrin and metalloproteinase with thrombospondin motifs adt-1-like
Exons: 7
Coding region: 758-1420 (220 amino acids)
Cellular component (GO): cell periphery
Molecular function (GO): protein binding
Source: RefSeq, a predicted model, not a curated record
UAUCUGGAGAUGUUCAGAUGCCCUGUCGUUAUAAUAUCGUGUGAUUUCAGAUGACCUGUGGUUUUAAUAUCGUGAGAUUUCAGAUGACGUGGAAUGAUAUAGCGAGAUGUUCAGAUGACCUGUAGUAUGAUAUCUAGAGAUGUUCAGUUGACCUGUGAGUAUGAUAUAGUGAUAUCUUCUGUUGACCUGUAGUAUGAUAUCUGGAGAUGUUCAGAUGACCUGUGAUAUGAUAUCCCGAGAUGUUCAGUUGAUCUGUGGUUUUAAUAUCGCGAGAUGUUCAGAUGACCUGUAGUAUGAUAUUUGGAGAUGUUCAGUUGACAUGUGGGUAUGAUAUCGCGAGAUGUUCAGAUUACCUGUGGUUUUAAUAUCGCGAGAUGUUCAGAUGACCUGUAGUAUGAUAUCUGGGGGAUGUUCAGAUGAUCUGUCGUUAUGAUAUCGGGAGAUUUUCUUUAAUAAGGAUUUGCCCAUCAGGCCUGCUAUAGGUCAGCCACUUCGUGUGAAAUGAAGUCAUGUAGCUCUUUGUUUGCUAUUACACCCAGGAGAUGCUCGGAUUGCCCGUGGGAACGAUCGAUAUAGCCAGAUGUUCGUCUGUAGGUAUGGUGUAGGGGAGAUUCCGAGGGCCGGUGGGUAUUGUACCGGGAGACGGUUCGGAAAACCUGUCGUCAUGUUUAUUUCAUUGUGACGAUGGGGGGUUGUGAAUUAUACACCAUGGAUGGAGAUGACUGGUCAUUUUCUUCAAGAUUCUGAGAAGUGAAAAAUGUCUGCCCCUACAGACGUAGGUUUAACCGCACACAGGUGUUUCAUCGUGUUUGGUUUGGUAAUAAUCAGCUGUAUUUAUGCAGUAGUUGCCCAGGAGAGUAAAGUGCCCGGAUGGAGUGGAUGGUCUAGCUGGACGUCAUGUUCAGUCACGUGUGGUUACGGUGCGGUAUUCAGGGAGGCUUAUUGGGUAGAGAAGGACGGGCGAAGGUCGAACAAGACCACACAAGACAAUAUGGGUUGUUACAUCCCUAAAUCAUGUCCCGUGAAUGGUAACUGGACCACGUGGUCUGGAUGGUAUUGGUGUUCCUCGAUUUGUGGACCUGGCCGGCAGGAGAGGUAUCGCUAUUGUGUCAAUCCCAAACCCGCCAAUGGCGGGGCACCCUGCUCGGGACUAGCUAACGAGAGUAAGACUUGUGAAGUCAUGCCCUGUCCUACCAUUCCUCCCACUUUUAAUCUUCUGGACUGUACAAAGGAGGACUUCAUGUGUAAAAGCGGACGACAGUGUGUGCCAUCUGCUCAGAGGUGUGACAAAACUGUCCAUUGUCAUGACGGAAGUGACGAAUUGAAAUGUAGAUACGUCAGAAAUCAAGGUGUCAUCACUAGAGUACCAACAAAGACACUGUCCGUCCUGCUCUGGGUAUUCGUAUUCGUCAUUACAUGAAAAUAAAAACAAAGUAAAUGUUCAGAAUGAAAACAAAACGAGAGAGAGAGAGAGAGAGAGAGAGAGAGAGAGAGAGAGAGAGAGAGAGAGAGAGAGAGAAUAUGUACAUGGACAAUGGAUAGCUGUAAAUAUGCUUCCUCAGCAAUCAUAAGAAAACCGAUUGGUGUAGAUGUUUCCGUUGCGUUGAGAACAAGUUCAUGACGUAUUGUGUAUAAUUAUACGUCACUUCCUGUCAUCAUGGUUGUAUACGGCUGUCAGAGUAUAAAACGCAUAUGACGCUGUGGAUCUAAACAAUCCCAAGUGUCUGUAAUGUUUAUGGUCUCAAAGGAUGUAGAAAAUGGGAAGAUAAAAUUUAAUUUAAACCGUCAACAAAUUAUUUUACAGUUGAUGAAUUAUUUUGCAGUGCAUGCGCAGUGGGAAAAAUGAAAAUGUGAAAAACUUGUUAUGGUAUGUGAUUUGUAAAAAAAAAUGCUUGUGCCCGGUGCUAAUAAUUUGUCUCGUCGAUGACUGUAUGAUAGCUUGUAAAUAUUUAAGCAAUGUGUUUGUUAUAAUUGUUUUAUAUAAAGUCUACUCUGCAGUGUUUUAUAAAGUGUACCUGUUUUGUAUUCAAUAAAAGGAAAUUUAAAAGAAA